AUGCCUCUCCCCUUCGACAUCGCCGAAUGGGAAACACCAAUCCAGAUUUGUCGCAUCCCUCUUCUGCAAUGUCACAACACCCUGAGGAGCUUUCGAUUGCAACUGCUUCAUAGGAUACACGAUGACGAAUUCGUCGAACUGAGCGACCUGGUGAAGUCGUUCGGCACACAUUACCCGUUAUUGGAAGAGUUAGACAUUCACUCUCCGAAUCGGACAGCUCCCGAUUUCUGUGUCUUUCCUCCUGGACGGAUCGAGGACCAUCUCUUCCCUCGCUUACGCGUGUUGCACAUGUCGGGCCUCAAACUCCCCUGGCUUAGCGUCCCUUUUCAAGAUCUAUCUGUGCUUCGUAUCAACUUUCCGUCGAGGGACAUAUCAUCUGGAAUGCCCAGGCUCAUCCACUUAUUGAACAUUUUGGAGGAGAUGCUAAACCUGUCGGUCCUCGAGAUUUUCACCUAUUGGUACGACGCACGUCCCGUAUUCGAGGCAGACCUUGCCAUCACAGCCAGCCCGUAUAACUCCAAGCUUAUCUCGCUUCCUCGCUUGACGUCACUCAGACUCAAUGUCGAGGUGAGAGCAUGCGUCGUACUCCGCCAUUGCUUGAAAAUACCUUCCAACGCCUACGUCGACAUUUCUCCUAAUAACAUCGUCAAAGACGAAGAUCCUGAGGCAUUAGCUUCAUUAUUCGUCCCUGAUCCCACCUGCAUCAUAGGGGACCCCAUCACUCUCAGAACAGCAAGAGUGUCCUCUUCAUACAACCUCCAGGUGUCUGCUACUACCGAGCAGGACCUAAACAAAGACACCCAUUUGCUCCAUUGCGAUCUGCUUUGGGGUACAUCCGACGGAUCCGAGUCUUCUCCCGUCAUCUUCCUUCGUAUUCUUUGUACAACUCUAUUCUCCAAUCUCACUCAUCUCGAGAUACCACCAUGGAACUUGGUAUUAGUGACGAGUUCUCAUCAAUGGCGCGGAACCUUUGGACCGUUGACGAACCUCCGCAAACUGACGUACCGAGCCCGAGAUGGGAUGGUUCUUCACCUCUUCGAAGCCCUCACAGCCGACACCACCGAUAUCCUAGACGGUGAUCAACAGGUCGUCGUCCUUUUCCCGAAACUGCACACGCUGCGCGUACACCUGUGGGACGAGCGAGGCGUCUCGCUGCUGGAAGCACGCCAGUCAUCAGUAUCUCCGUUGUCUGUCCUUGAGGUUUUUGGGUGUUCGGUCAGCGAGGACAGUCAGAUGGCGUUGAAGGCAAUAAUCGCGGAAGUCAAUAUCAAUUGA
Messenger RNA from Stereum hirsutum FP-91666 SS1, 1275 nucleotides. RefSeq lists its product as uncharacterized. Bases 1 to 1275 code for a protein of 424 amino acids. The record is from RefSeq and is a predicted model, not a curated record. NCBI's taxonomy places the organism in Eukaryota, Fungi, Basidiomycota, Agaricomycetes, Russulales, Stereaceae. The transcript has a single exon.